AUGCGGAAAACACUACAAAAGAGACACUCUUGGACGGACGAGGAGCUGAACAUCCUCUCAUACCUCCGAUACACUCGCCAUUGGCGCUUCAAGAAAAUCCAAACAUCCUACUUCCCAUUACUUUCUCCGAACGCACUCUUGGGAGCCUACUGGCGCCUGUCCACCGAAGACCGCAUACGCCGAGCAUCGAGGAUCACCACCUCAAUCAUCGCUCCUCGCAACACUGGAGAAAACCUCUCAGGUUCCCCCCAAGCUCAACCCACAUGUUCCAGUAUCGCACAGGGGACAAGUCGCUAUCGCACUCUUGCUCAGUCAGAAAACAACAUUGAGACUUUGGCCUUCACCUCACCAAGCCCUGCGGGUGGAGGGGAUCCAUUCAUUUCCGACAACAGCAAUUCGAGUCGUUACAAACUCAGGCCAAACAGACCCUCAAUCUUCCCUCCAAGGAAGCCGGGAUAUCUUGUUGACCGACGUCGUUUCCCCCACUUCUUUAGAUCGUACAAGUACUCUCUCAAUCUACAAGGAGUCCCGGACAGCGACUAUACUCCUCCAUCUCGGAUGCCUACGCCAAGUUCAUCAGAUCGAAGCGUUUCCAUCGUCUCAAGUCUUCCCAGUGCCGCGUCAAGCCUUGAACUCUUUGGCUUGGAGCUCCGAGGAGCAUCCUUUGCCGACAUGACUGAAAUCACAAAGUUUGAGCAAUUCGGAAUCAAUACGUUCUAUAACGGAAUCCCAACAUUAGAUAAUGCCAGCGACUGGUUUCGGUGGAAUCAGAAGGUCAAUGAGUUCAUUCGGAUAUCUGCGGUUGCCGACGAUGGAGCGACUCCACCGAUAGAAGAGGAAGAAGCACGGCAAUGGAUUCACCACCAAAAUUUCUAUUCUGCGAUGAUCACGGCAAAGCUGACACACAAUGCGGCGCAAAGAAUCAAUGCCUUUGAGAUUCCUCGAGUCCAAGUACUGCUUAAGGCAGUCAAGGACAACUUCAAACCAGAAGGCUCAGGCACGUAUGUUAACCUCCAACGGCGAUACAUGGCCCUUACAAGAGACAAGUGUGGGAGCACUCAAGCCCUCGGAGCAGAGAUCAGGAAGAUCCAUGCUGAAAAACUCCUCCUUGACUCUGAUUGCGUAACCUCCGAAAUUGAGCGAACAUUUUUCUUCGUGCAUGCACUCGGUCCGGAGUACGAGAGCUUCCGCGAUCAUAUCUUCCGACAAAUGGACCUUGUCAAUGAAAGAGACGCAAAUGGGACCGUCACGAAAGCGGCGCCCACGUUUGACUAUAUCGAGAAUAAGGCAAUUGAGGAAGAGCAUAGGAAGGGGCAAUUGGGUAAACAAGCAAUGGAGACGCAAGCACUUCCUGCUCUUGCUCUAGUCCGUGGGCCAGGUGACAAGAAACUCAUCCCGUCGUCGGACGGAACUACUUGUCGAAUCGAGAUCGAUAACGUCCCAUAUUGCUCCUUCUGCCGAAAACCUUAUCACGUUGACUCCGAAUGUUUCACCAAGAAUCCGAAACAGAAACAGAAAGACGGAGAUGGACCGAAGCCAAAGCCAGGCAGGAUGCAUACGGGCACACGCAAACAGUUGAAGAAGCGGCCUUCGACGGAUGACGAGGAUGAUGAUGCCGGUGGUCCAAAGGAUCCAAAGAAACCAACUUUCAUGGCGACGAGAGUCUCCGAGAAAGAUGUCAACGAAGCAUUUGGAAACGAUAUCGAGGGCAAUUUCGCCCUGUCCGACCAUAUUCCCAUAAUGAUGGCGAUAAAAACCCUCUCUAUUCGCGACGCGUGGAUCGUGGAUAGUGGAUGCGCUCAGCACGUCUGCAAUAGUGCCUCGAGGUUUGUCCAAAUGGCCAAGUACCAUGGCCCCUCACUUACAGGCGUUGACACCUCAACGGCUCCCUCAGGAGUGGGAACAGUGAAUAUCCUUUGCAAUGUACGCGGCAGAAAGAAAUGGCUUGUGCUUGAUAACGUCCUCUAUGUUCCAUCUGCACACGCCAAUCUCAUAUCGGUGCUCCAGCUUCUCAAACGAGGAGCAAAGGUCGAAUUCCCAAGCCGGAGUGCUAUCAUUCGCAACAAGUCAAACGAAAAGAAUCUAUAUACUGCCAACGAAUAUCAUGGAGUCUACGCACUCGAUCUGUGGACAAGUCUGACUUUUCCCUCUUACCAUGUUAGCCCGCAAAUGUCUCUGUGGCACAAUCGACUUGCUCAUAUGAGUGAUGCAAAUCUUCGGCGACUCAAAAAGCAGGCUCACGGUGUUCGGGACAUGGAGCCACGUCAUCCAUGCAAUUCGUGUCUGCAGGGGCGAAUGAUCGAAAAACCCCACCGCAGAUCAGGAAAUAGCAGGAGAGGAGAACACGCAAUGGAGCUCCUCCAUAUUGACGUUGCAGGGCCAUUUGACGAGGGCCUUGACGGCAGUCGUUACUGGCUCACCAUCGUUGACGAUUUCACGGGCUGGAUCGAGAUUAUCCCUAUACCACGAAGACAAGAGUUCGUCAUAGAAUCACUACGGUUCUUCCUCGACCACAAUGAGCGCCCCGAACGAAAAUGCAGGCGAAUACGUCUCGACAGAAUAUCUGAACAUGUGGGAGACGAGAUGAAGUUCAUGUUGUUCUCGCGCGCAAUUCAAGCCGAGGUGACAGGAGUGGAUCAACACCAGCAGAACGGGGUCGCUGAAAGAGCCCACAAGACAAUUUAUGAUCGGGUUAGGCCUACCUUAGCACAUGCGAGGUUGCCGUCUACAUUCUGGCCGGAAAUUGCUCGAACCGCAGCGUUCCUCUCCAACCGGUCGCCGUCAUCGAAGCUCAACAUGACUCCGUACCAAGCGUGGUAUGGCGACAAGCCUGACCUAUCACGACUCAGAGUGAUCGGAUCCAAAGGGGAAUACUUGAUCCCGCCAAAGCAAAGAAAGAAGCUUACGGAUCCGCGAACAAGGCCAUGCAUUUUGCUAGGCUAUGAAGGAAAUACCAACUACCGUAUCCUCCUGGAAGACGGAAGAAUCGUUGGGACUCCAAACGCCGAAUUUCACGAAGUCCUUACAGCUCCCUCCACACAGACUAUAGAAGAUGUGGGAGCCAGACAAGAAGGCUUACCUGAGGCAACGGCUGCUGCCGCAGGGGGAGUGAGACGGUGGGACUAA
Penicillium canescens is the source of this 3126-nucleotide messenger RNA. Its product is annotated as GAG-pre-integrase domain-containing protein. NCBI's taxonomy places the organism in Eukaryota, Fungi, Ascomycota, Eurotiomycetes, Eurotiales, Aspergillaceae. Gene Ontology annotation, biological process: DNA integration. Bases 1 to 3126 code for a protein of 1041 amino acids. The record is from RefSeq and is a predicted model, not a curated record. Gene Ontology annotation, molecular function: nucleic acid binding. The transcript has 2 exons.